Rasamsonia emersonii CBS 393.64 is the source of this 1212-nucleotide messenger RNA. RefSeq lists its product as uncharacterized. The record is from RefSeq and is a predicted model, not a curated record. Gene Ontology annotation, molecular function: oxidoreductase activity. Bases 1 to 1212 code for a protein of 403 amino acids. NCBI's taxonomy places the organism in Eukaryota, Fungi, Ascomycota, Eurotiomycetes, Eurotiales, Trichocomaceae. The transcript has a single exon.
AUGCCCAGUGACAUCCCUCAAUAUAAUAUCGCCCCAUUGACGAGGCAAUCGCCUCCUCUCGACUUGUCCUCCCCACUGGAAAUCGAUCCGGCCUUCAUCAGAGGUAAAACGAUAGUCAUCACCGGCGGCGCAUCCGGAUUCGGCGCAGGUUUCUUCAAGCAGUGGGCAUCUCACGGAGCCAAUGUCAUCAUCGGCGACAUCAACGUCUCAGCCGGCGAAGAGCUCGUCGCGCAGGUGCGCCGGGGAACUAACAACCCCAACCACCACUUUAUCCACCUCGACGUGACGUCGUGGAAGUCCCAGGUCGACUUCUUCCGCGAGGCUGUGCGACUGAGUCCACACCACGGCAUCGACACGGUCGUCGCCAAUGCCGGUAUCAACGACCCUGAGGACUCGUACGUAUUCGAGAACCCAAAGAUCGACUACGAGAACGACCCGAAUCCUCCGCCACCGCGGUUCAGGACCCUCGAUGUCAAUCUCACGGGCGUGCUCUACACGACUCAUCUGGCGCUCUUCUACCUGGAACGCAACCCGGGCUCGAAGCCCUGCUCGUCCACGUCUCCUCCAGGCGAACGAGACAGGCAUCUCAUCCUGGUGGGCUCAGUCGCGAGUCUGUGCCCGCUCAUCACCCAGGCGCCCUACUCUAUCUCCAAGCACGGCGUGCUGGGUUUGUUCCGGUGCCUACGCGCCUCGGUGCCCAUCACGAAGGGGAUCCGGGUGAAUAUGCUCUGUCCGUAUUUCAUCGACACGCCGAUCCUCAACGUCGGGGCGCGCGUCGCCCUUGCCGGUGGUGCUAUGGGCGUCCCUGAAGACGUCGUGCAGGCCGCCACCUACUUUGUGUCCCGGCCCGACAUCAUCGGGCGCGCCGUCGUGGUCGGGCCCAAGGUCAAGGUCCGCGUGCCCGUUGACCAGGACGGACUCACUGCCCUUGCAGGAGCAGACAGACUCCCUCGGCUGGAGGAUCUAUUCGAGAUAGUCGAUCCGGCGAAACAUGCUGCGACACAAGAGGGGAAGGACGGCGUGGUCCAGGACCGGGCCAUCUGGGAGAUCCACGCCCAUGACUUUGAGCAGGUCGACCUCUUCACCUACCGCUUGGUGAACCUCCUCAAUGCCUUCGGCGCCGCCAGGGGGUGGUACGGAUUCAUUGCAGACAUCGUGGCCGCGCUGACGAGGCCGUUGACCCGCCUCUGGUAUGGCAGCGCUCGUAACUAG